CGCUCGCCCUUUCCAGCCCGAUCUCGCCCUCGGCCCGGGCGCGGGCAGGGCAGGCGCCCCCGGGGAGGCGGAGCGGUAGAUAUGGUGUAAGACAUUUCUUCAAGGCUGGACAGCUGAGGACCUGUUAUUUCUGAUUAGCCUUAAGCAGACUUAUAGCCAUAGAGAAACAUCACGGAGUUUCAUAUUUUGCUUUCUGCUUUACAUCUUUCCUGGCACCUAAAUCCAUCUUGCAACCAUGUAUGGAAGUGCUCGCUCAGUUGGGAAGGUGGAACCAAGCAACCAGAGCCCUGGGCGUUCACCAAGGCUUCCACGUUCUCCUCGCCUGGGUCAUCGACGCACCAAUAGUACAGGAGGGAGUUCUGGAAGCACUGUUGGAGGUGGCAGUGGGAAAACCCUUUCAAUGGAGAAUAUCCAAUCCUUAAAUGCUGCCUAUGCCACAUCUGGCCCUAUGUAUCUAAGUGAUCAUGAAAACGUGGGCUCAGAAACCCCUAAAAGCACCAUGACACUUGGCCGUUCUGGGGGACGUUUGCCUUAUAGUGUUAGGAUGACUGCUAUGGGCAGUAGCCCCAAUAUAGCUAGUAGUGGGGUUGCUAGUGACACCAUAGCAUUUGGAGAGCAUCACCUCCCUCCUGUGAGUAUGGCAUCCACUGUACCUCACUCUCUUCGUCAGGCCAGAGAUAACACAAUCAUGGAUCUGCAGACACAACUGAAGGAAGUGUUGAGGGAAAACGAUCUUUUGCGGAAGGAUGUGGAAGUAAAGGAAAGCAAACUGAGUUCUUCAAUGAAUAGCAUCAAGACCUUCUGGAGCCCAGAGCUGAAGAAAGAACGAGCCCUGAGAAAAGAUGAAGCUUCCAAAAUUACUGUUUGGAAGGAGCAGUACAGAGUUGUGCAGGAGGAAAACCAGCACAUGCAAAUGACAAUCCAGGCUCUCCAGGAUGAAUUGCGGAUCCAAAGGGACCUGAACCAGCUGUUUCAGCAGGAUAGUAGCACUAGGACUGGUGAGCCUUGUGUAGCAGAGCUGACAGAGGAGAACUUUCAAAGGCUACACACUGAGCAUGAGCGGCAGGCCAAAGAGCUGUUUCUUCUCCGAAAGACCUUGGAGGAAAUGGAGCUUCGUAUCGAGACCCAGAAGCAAACCCUAAAUGCGAGGGAUGAAUCCAUUAAGAAACUCCUAGAGAUGUUGCAGAGCAAAGGACUUUCUGCUAAAGCCACUGAGGAAGACCAUGAGAGAACGAGACGCCUGGCAGAAGCAGAGAUGCACGUCCACCACCUAGAAAGCCUUUUGGAGCAGAAGGAAAAAGAGAACAAUAUGUUGAGAGAGGAGAUGCAUCGGAGAUUUGAGAAUGCCUCUGAUUCUGCCAAAACAAAAGCUCUGCAAACUGUUAUUGAAAUGAAGGAUUCAAAAAUUUCUUCUAUGGAACGUGGGCUCCGAGACUUGGAAGAAGAAAUUCAGAUGCUAAAAUCUAAUGGGGCUUUGAGCACUGAAGAACGAGAGGAAGAAAUGAAGCAAAUGGAAGUCUAUCGGAGCCAUUCUAAAUUUAUGAAAAAUAAGGUAGAGCAACUGAAGGAGGAACUAAGUUCGAAAGAGGCUCAAGGGGAGGAGCUGAAAAAGAGAGCGGCUGGUCUCCAGGCUGAGAUUGGUCAGGUGAAGCAGGAGCUAUCUAGAAAGGACACAGAACUACUCGCCCUACAGACAAAGCUAGAAACACUCACGAACCAGUUCUCAGACAGUAAGCAACACAUCGAAGUGCUGAAGGAGUCCUUGACUGCUAAGGAGCAAAGGGCUGCCAUCCUACAGACGGAGGUGGAUGCUCUUCGAUUGCGUUUGGAAGAGAAAGAAACCAUGCUGAAUAAGAAGACAAAACAAAUUCAGGAUAUGGCCGAGGAGAAGGGAACUCAAGCUGGAGAGAUCCAUGACCUCAAGGACAUGCUGGAUGUGAAGGAGCGAAAGGUUAACGUUCUUCAGAAGAAGAUUGAAAAUCUUCAAGAGCAACUUAGAGAUAAAGAAAAACAAAUGAGCAGCUUGAAAGAACGAGUCAAAUCCUUGCAGGCGGACACCACCAACACCGACACUGCCUUGACAACUUUGGAGGAGGCCCUUGCAGAGAAAGAGCGGACAAUUGAACGUUUAAAGGAGCAGCGGGACAGAGAUGAACGAGAGAAGCAAGAGGAAAUUGAUAACUACAAAAAAGAUCUUAAGGACUUGAAAGAAAAAGUCAGCCUAUUACAAGGCGAUCUUUCAGAGAAAGAGGCUUCACUCUUAGAUCUGAAAGAGCAUGCUUCUUCCCUGGCUUCCUCAGGACUGAAAAAGGACUCACGGCUUAAGACACUAGAGAUUGCUUUGGAGCAGAAGAAGGAGGAGUGUCUGAAAAUGGAAUCACAGUUGAAAAAGGCACAUGAAGCAACUUUAGAAGCCAGAGCCAGUCCUGAGAUGAAUGAUCGAAUACAGCAAUUAGAGAGAGAAAUUGCCAGGUACAAAGAUGACUCUAGCAAGGCCCAGGCAGAAGUUGACCGUCUCUUGGAAAUCUUGAAGGAAGUGGAAAAUGAGAAGAAUGACAAAGAUAAGAAGAUUGCUGAGUUGGAAAGGCAAGUGAAAGACCAGAAUAAGAAGGUGGCAAAUCUGAAGCACAAGGAGCAGGUGGAAAAGAAGAAAAGCGCUCAGAUGCUGGAGGAGGCUCGGCGAAGGGAGGACAAUCUCAACGACAGCUCCCAGCAGCUGCAGGACAGUCUCCGUAAGAAGGAUGACAGGAUUGAAGAACUGGAAGAAGCACUAAGAGAAAGUGUACAGAUAACUGCAGAGCGAGAAAUGGUGCUCGCACAAGAGGAAUCAGCCAGGACCAAUGCUGAAAAACAGGUGGAGGAGUUACUGAUGGCCAUGGAGAAAGUAAAGCAGGAACUGGAGUCCAUGAAAGCAAAAUUAUCCUCUACUCAGCAGUCUCUGGCAGAAAAGGAAACUCAUUUGACCAAUCUUCGGGCAGAGAGAAGAAAACACUUGGAAGAAGUUCUGGAGAUGAAGCAGGAAGCUCUUCUGGCUGCCAUUAGUGAAAAAGAUGCCAAUAUAGCUCUUUUGGAACUUUCGUCAUCUAAGAAGAAGACCCAAGAGGAAGUGGCUGCACUAAAGCGGGAGAAGGAUCGUCUGGUGCAGCAGCUCAAGCAGCAGACACAAAAUCGAAUGAAGCUAAUGGCCGACAACUAUGAGGAUGACCAUUUCAAAUCCUCCCAUUCCAAUCAAACCAACCAUAAGCCCUCCCCAGAUCAGAUCAUCCAGCCCCUCUUAGAACUUGACCAAAAUAGAAGCAAAUUAAAGUUGUAUAUUGGACACCUGACAGCCCUCUGUCAUGACCGUGACCCCCGGAUCCUUCGUGGACUGAUUCCACCAGCUUCCUAUGACUUGGACGAUGACCAGGCAGCUUGGGAGAAUGAGCUGCAGAAGAUGACCCAGGAACAGCUUCAGAAUGAAUUAGAGAAAGGUGAGCGGGACAAUGCAGAACUGCAGGAGUUCGCCAAUGCCAUUCUCCAGCAGAUAGCAGAUCACUGCCCCGACAUCCUGGAGCAGGUGGUCAAUGCUUUGGAAGAGUCAUCUUGACCCUGCUUCGUGGAGAGUGCCCAGCCCAGCAGCCCGAGAUCAUGAACCUAGUAGCCAAGGAAGGAGAUGACAAGGAAUAGACAUCCGGAAACUUCUUGGCACGAAACAAACACUACAAACUCUAUCCUAACUUGCUUAGUCCUUCAAGUGUGAUUCCAGCACCAUUUCUACAUCUGUCCUCCUGCUCUGCCUUCCUGCUUUGGAUGUGGUCUCAGCACUAAUUUUCUUGAUAUCCAGGAUGGGUGAGUAAGUGGCCAAGUCUUCACAAAGAGCUGCCAUCGGUCAUCAACAGUGUAAACUAUAGAAGCUGGUGGCUCUGCCCUUGGAGAGGGACUUGGAGUAGAGCCCUCCUGCCUUUGUCCUCGAUGUGCAAACUCAAUCUGGAAUCUACUUGGACUUCAACAAAUUGAGAGAAUGCUUCUCAAUGGACCAGAGAGCUGAGUGUUCUAAUAUCACAACAGGUGCUUUCUCCUAAAAGGGUAAAAAAAAAAAAAAAAAAUUUCAAGAAGAGAGUAUUAGAAAAAGAGGGGAAGAGAGAACAGGAACUCUUUUUACUGUCUCUUUUGUUUACUUUUCACGUGUAAUGUUUUGUGCUGGGGAGCUGCACGCAGGCCCGGUGGUGGCUUAGAAAACACUAAUAUCCCAGCCCUGUCUGUCUCACUCACCUUGCUCUUCUCCUCAAACAGAUAGAGGAUGGUGUGAAGAGUCCCCCCCCCCCCACCCUUGCCCCUCUUUUUCCCUCCCUUUGACCUUAUUAUACGUAAGUUGGUAAGUUUGUCAGAUCACGUGUCUCUAAGGAGAAGAGGGAUUUGACAUGAGUUGCUGUUGUCACCAACUGCAGCUCUGCUUCGGUGGGAGAUGACGCUCCUGGGGUCAGUCUGGUUUCUCCUGAACAUAUCCCUCAUCUGCACGCUAGGUCUCUGAGCCCCAAAAGAAUACUUCUGCCUUUCCAUCACCUAUUCUUGCAGCCCCCUGGUCGCUGACGCUUAUGACCCACUUCCUACCCGUCUAGCUUUCUUCUUGACUUCCUUUUCUGGAACCUCAGCUCUGUGCAUUGUCUGGAACCUCCUCCUGGCACAAAUGAAUGUUUCUCAUCCCACACACAUUCCUUCCUCCAUUUGUUCAUUCGUGAAAUGCCUACUGUCUGCAAGUCGCUAGUAGGCACCGGCCUUGGAAAGGCUCUCAGUGAGGGAGAGGUCUGAGGUUCUGUAAGAUACCUGGCUGAGUCAAAACAGUAAAAGACAUGCUCUUUCCCUCCCCCAUCUUCAUAGACGGUAUCUUUUCUAGAAAAAUCUUUCACAAAUCGGCCUCUCUCAUUUCUCAUUUUAAUUGGCAGGGGCUUGAAUCUUUCACCUGUCUGCAGCAUCCCAUUUGGUAAUUCAGGAGUUUUGUUUGUUGUUAUUGAACUGAAAGAGUGUACUGUUUAGGGGACUAUGAUGGUGGGUGGUGGUCUCUUAACAUAUCUGUAGCCCCUUCAUGAUAUGUGGCCAGCUCCAUGUUGCGAGUCAGAAAAUUGACUGCCAAAAUUGCAGAUCCAGUUGAAGAUACUGGCAUUUUGAAGGGCCUUCUUCCCAAGCUUAGACAAUGACAGCCAUAAAUAAUCAGGCACCAAGAAGUACACCACUUAGCUCAAACCUAGCCCUUUGACCACCACUCUGGCUAGACACCACCAGACAUGUCUUCUGAUAAGAGUUGCUGGCUAAAUAUUUUUGUCUUACAUUUUCUUCUUUCCCCUUCCCUAGUUACUCACCUACAGAAUCUGAUGCUGCCUGUAAAGUCAUCAGAGCCAUCAGUCUGGUAUCUUCCCACCAGCAGCCCUUGACUGUCCAUUAACUUAUAUGGUCAAAUCUCCAGCUGCCCUGAUUCCCGGCUGUAAAACUAUCUCUCCCUGUGAGAAGCUGUGGAGUGUUCCUUAUCAAGGUUUAAAUGGAUUCUACUCAUAAACUCCUUACUGAGAUGCUUUCUGAUAGCCAGGCUGGCUAGAGGGUGGUCAGGGGUUAGAGAGUAAGGGUUGCUCAUGGUCAAUUGCCUCAAUUCCAUUUAUUUAUUGCACUGCCCAUAAAUCAUGUAGAAAGUACCCAGUAUUUUAGGGCUGAAGUAUUAGAAUCUCACUUUAUCUACCAUAAUUCAAAGAACUGAGGUAGAUAACUAGCCCUUCAUAGGACUAGAGCAGAGCAACCCAGAAAGUCGAAGAGGCUGUGCCCAGAGAAGCAGCCUGGCCUGACUGUCUGGUCUGACAGGGGAAGACAGCACCAGGCCUCCCUGGCUCUCACCAACUUGGCCUUUUCCAUCGAAUACAACACCUGCUGUUCCUGCCCACUUAGUGGUGACUCUCACUGUGCCCCCUUCCUUCCCCUUAUCAUUGCAACCCUUCCUGUAACUUCCCCUCCAAAUCCUUGCGGAUGUGCUCUGGACAAGUGUUUCAGAGAAGAAAAACUGGUGGGGCAGACACCAUCUGUCUGGUCUCUGUGAACCAAAGCAAGGAAUCUCCUUGACCCUUCUCCGGUGGUCAUCCUGGCAUCUCAGAUGAUUCUGGAGACUGGUCUUAGAGGAAAGUAGGCCCUGGCUAAAGUCUAAUCAUGAACAUGGCUGGCUUUUAUAUGAUAGAGCAAAGUUAAUACGGCUUCUAGCAUUUAGAAUAUCUUCCUGAGUUGAUCAUUCAUUGAGCUGACAUUUACUAAAUGCACAGUUUCCAUCACAUCAGGACUUGGCAUCCCAUGAUCCACUUCUGGUUCUCAUGGUUUCACAAAGUCACACAACUGCUGCCGAAGGUCUGGAGCCUUGAAGACCAAUGCAGUUUGCCUGUAAUGCUCCCCACACUCUUCAUUCCACUGUCAAGUCUAGCUGCCCUUUAUUUUUUUUUUUUAAGGAUUUAUUUAUUUAUGCAUACAAGAGCUGGGGUGUAGGCGAGAGGUGCGAGAGUGAGAGGUCCCACCAGAGACAGGAUGAGGAGCAGAACAGGCAGAUUGACUGAAAUACACUGCUGAGGGGAGCAGCAGGCAAGACGGGAGAGGCCUGCCGCACCAUGUGGGUCACCUCCAUGGCGGGGGAUUGAACUCGUGCUGCAGUGGCUGUGGACAGCUUCAUAGUGCUGAGGCUUAACCCCUUGCACAUACACCAGUGAGGCCCCUAGUUGCCCUUUAGCAUAUAAAGAUAAAUACCCCAAAUCAAGCUCACAAAAAAGUUGUCAAGAAGAAGGGGUGGCAUCCCACUUGGGGCUUAUGACUAAAAAAAUGUGCUUUCUCGUCUUUUCAUAUACCUCUAUCCCAGGAACUUACUGAGUUCUUGAUGAAGUAUCUGGAUUGAGAUUCGCUAGCACUUGGACACCAUUUGAGAUAGAAAGCUUUUAAAUGGGCUUUAACAUACUAAGAUGUGAAUGACUAUGCCCAAAUCCAUCUCAGUUCUGACCUAUCACCUUCUACCUUACCAUGUAAAGAUCUAAAUGUUUCUCUCGCUCUUUCCUUACACUUGGACUCUAGCAAAACUAGCAAAGCAGACUGAACCCAAGACCGUGGCCCACGGUGGGACUUGGUGCUUUUGUCCGUAGAAGUCUGGUUGUCCGUGAGGAACUCCUUGAACUCACCCAUUCCUCUGAGAGAGAGAAGGAAGAAGUCAUCCCAAGUUUCAGUCAGCUGCUGAACUAAUCCUUCUCCCCUGCAGAUGGUCAGGACUGACAUUUAGAUUUGCUGCUAGAAUCCCGCUGACCCCAGAACCAUCCUGCCCUCCUGUUUGACCCUAUUACGUAAGCCGAGGCCUGCUGGCUGCCCUCCGGAUCUUUGAGGAAAGAGCAAAUGGAGGAUGUUACCACGUGGCAGUGGGCCUCACACGGCACUUUCUUGGUCUCAGCGGGCCCUGUGUCAGCAGUGUCUGCCGCCAGCGUCGCCUCCCCACCUGUGAGAGGUCAAAACGUGGAAAAGAGAUAAGAAGAGAGAAUAGAUGCAGAGGGGCACACUGCAAAGCCUGCAAGGCCGACCCAUCCAUCACUGCCAGUCCCUGGGCGUCUCAGGACGGUGACUUGAAACAUUCAAAAAAAUAUGUGUGUGUGUGUGUUUUAAAUUGGAAUUUUCCCCGUGUGAACUAAGGGGAUGUUUGGGCAAGAGAAGCUACCCGCGAUAGGGAAAUCCUUCUGAACAAAAUGGCUGUCUUACUCUUUUUAAGCAAAAACUGUUUCCAAACUUUUUAGUGUCAAAACUGUAACCAAGUGUCUCCUGAUUUUUUUCCAAUGUGUUUGGCGAGUGCUGUGACCCUGUUGUAGGUAUUUCUCCUCCCGAGUCUUUUGGGGGAGAGGUGGUUUUAGGGAUUGAUUUGGGGGAGCAGAUUUUUGUCCCCCUCCACCUCCUCUUUUGUUUCUCUGCUUGUCGAUAUUGUCCAGUGUGGUUCAGAGAAUCGGGGCAGUUACAUUGUGUCCAUUGUUGAGAUGAUUAAGAUAUUAAAAAGUAGUUGUAGAACUGAAAACUUAAAGAGCUGUGUUUAAAAACAUGCAAAACCAAUAUCAUGUUGUUAAAGGAAUUCAAGCUACGAGGCAGCCAAACUCCCCUCCUCCGAAGCUGGCUUAGGUGGCGACUGGGCUAGCCGCUUGGGGAACAGGGACCACCGUGCAGGUAGGUGGCUUCCAGGUUUAAGAGACAUCUGCUCAGCAGAAGCCACAGGCUGUGGGGGCUCAGAGGAUGCGCCCAUUUUCACACACAUCCUCAGGACCCCUGAGCAGAGGCCGUAAAGUCUGGCCCAUGACCACCCUCACCCCCACAUUGGUCCCAGCUCAGUGUGCCUAAUACUGUGUGGUAACCUGGGCUUGACUCUGAAGCCCACACCUGGCGGCGGCCCUGCACAGGUCUCAGAACCUCCUUCCUGCCCCCUUGGUGCUAUAUCAUCCAGUGACCCUUCCAAUACGGGCCAACCACUGGCCAGCCUGGGGCCUGCCAUCCAGGUGAAUGAAUUAUACUCAGAUCUCAUUUCCUCCUGGCUUGGGUCCUUGGAGUCUUUCCCUUGAACCUUCUUAGAGCCCAGAUCUCCCAGCCCAGGCUGUCUCUCGGCCCCAGAGACACCAUGGUCAGGAAAGGAGGUGAACCCUGCCGAAGCCAGAGAAGGCACCCUGGGCCGAGCCAGCCCUGUGAGCCUGGCCCUCUCCACACCACACCAGUAUUGCAUUCAUCCUCUGAUGCAGCUAGACCUGCCUGGGGGCCACCCACCAUGCCUUCUGGCCUGCUGCCCCAUGCACGACUAGCCUGGGUACCUGCCGAGCACAUCAGGACACCAGGAUGGAGACUUGGGGUCUCCCUGGGAUGCGCUCCCCUCUGCUUCGGGAGGAAGCACUGCACUUUAGGAGGCACUGAGGAGCACUGGGGACUGACUCCUUGCAGCUUGAGUUCCUUUUGGUGACUGUCGCAGCCGCAACGGUGGUGUCUGAUGCAAAUGCACCUGCUGCCUUCAACUGUGUGUGUGUGUGCGUGCGCGCGUGCGUGUGUACGAUGGCUGGAGCCGUGUUACCGACAGGAUAAUGACAUUACAAAGAAAUUGUGUUAUAGUCAACUUGGCCUUGAUAAUUAUUGUAAACACUUUGUUCAUUUUUCUUUUGUAUUCACAAACUAAAUCCAUCAGGAAAUUAUAAAGUUAUUUAAAAUUGUGCACUGUGUCUCU
Messenger RNA from Talpa occidentalis (Iberian mole), 9223 nucleotides. RefSeq names its product ELKS/RAB6-interacting/CAST family member 1 (gene ERC1). Lineage: Eukaryota; Metazoa; Chordata; Mammalia; Eulipotyphla; Talpidae. Gene Ontology annotation, biological process: maintenance of presynaptic active zone structure; regulation of synaptic plasticity; neuromuscular synaptic transmission. The coding region runs from base 236 to 3586 and encodes 1116 amino acids. The record is from RefSeq and is a predicted model, not a curated record. Gene Ontology annotation, cellular component: cytoskeleton of presynaptic active zone. The transcript has 19 exons. Gene Ontology annotation, molecular function: structural constituent of presynaptic active zone.